CACUACAAUUUAUUGGAAAGUUUGUGUUGUUGUAGUUAAACAUUAAUUAAAUUAUAUUAGUUAAUACAGACAGUGUAACCCAAACAAAGGGUAGCACAAAGGACAACAAAGUUCUCGAAAAUUGCGGCAUUCCAAUAGAGUGAGAAGAGAGAAGCAACAGCAGUAGCAGCACCAGCCACAACACAACAACAACAAUAAAUAAAAGAAGGGAAAGACCAGCACUACACCACAAGAAACCCGUUUGUACAAAGGGGGGCGUCUACCACAAUUGCAAUUAGAGCUUCUACUGCAGCAUCAGAAUGAUGGUUGAGGAUGGGACCGCCGAUGCGACUCGCCGUUUGAAUGUGAAAAAACAAACACUGGACGAUGCGUACGCGGUGCCGGCCAAUUUCCUUGAAAUCGACGUGGUCAAUCCACUGACCACGAUGGCGGCGGGCAAGAAACGGUACACGGACUAUGAAGUUCGUAUGAGAACCAACUUGCCGGUUUUUAAAGUGAAGGAGUCCAGUGUAAGACGACGAUACAGCGAUUUUGAAUGGCUGAGAAAUGAGCUGGAACGGGACAGCAAAAUUGUUGUGCCCCCGCUGCCGGGCAAAGCUUGGAAACGACAAAUGCCAUUUAGGGGAGAUGAGGGCAUCUUCGAUGAAAAUUUUAUCGAGGAGCGGCGCAAGGGUUUGGAGGCGUUCAUUAACAAAAUAGCUGGCCAUCCACUGGCGCAAAAUGAAAGGUGCCUGCAUAUGUUCCUGCAGGAGAAUGUCAUCGAUAAGAACUACGUACCCGGCAAGAUACGCAACACAUAAGUGAUCAAUUGUGAGGGCCAAAACCAACCACAUCAAUGCAAUGACUCGAACGAACAAUUUAGGGAGGAAGAGAGGACAAUGGAAGUGGAAUCUGAAAAUGAUAAUGAUGAUGAUGGGAACUGCUCAGUUAAUGUUGAGCCUCUAGUUGAAGUGUUGGGAAUUUUUAUGCAAAUGCUAAAUUCAAGUUUAUAUGCAAUAGUAUACAUAAAAUAUGAAAUAUAUGUAUAUAUACAUACAUAUACAUUUAUUAUAUACACGACAAAUGUAUACAUAUAUAUAUAUAUACCGAAUAGUGUACAUAAUAAUACAUAAAAUUGUCAAAUAUUUCGUGGCAGGCUUCUCCCCUGCUCAUUACUUAAAAUUUUGGAGCGUGCCGCAUUUGACGCGUGGCCCCUAACGCUCACGGCCUGCCUCUGCCCCCUUCCCCUGCCCCUGUUAUCCCCACUCAUUACCAUUAGUUGUUCUGUGUAAAAUUUGAAUUAUUAUUGUUUUUCAAAUUGCAGCAGUAAAUUCCCCUCCAUCAUCAUAUACAUACCUACAUAAUAUUGUAUAAAACAAAAAAAAACCUAACAAUUAUUGAAUAUUUUGAAUCAAUUUAGUGAAUAAUAUUGUACUUCGAAUCAAAUUAAAAUAAUUCCAAUGUA
Molecule: messenger RNA, 1444 nt
Organism: Drosophila willistoni
Lineage: Eukaryota; Metazoa; Arthropoda; Insecta; Diptera; Drosophilidae
Gene: Snx3
Product: sorting nexin-12
Exons: 3
Coding region: 300-800 (166 amino acids)
Biological process (GO): late endosome to Golgi transport; endocytic recycling
Cellular component (GO): early endosome membrane; retromer complex
Molecular function (GO): phosphatidylinositol-3-phosphate binding
Source: RefSeq, a predicted model, not a curated record